AUGCGGAGCAACUACAAUUGCACCGUAGCUUCACCAUGUUGUCCAAUUGGUGCGCACCAGCAGUUAAAUCGCCUGCCAGAGCCGAGACCGAUUUUGCCCAGCCACAUGGCCGUUUCAUUUCAGAACUCGCCUCAUAACACGAUGACGUCCCCAACAACGGUAACUGCCCCACCACGACCAGUAUACAACUCAUUUGCAUCGCGCAAGCGGUCGUCUCCGCCCGUGAAGCCUCUGCCGGAAGAUGUAGCAUGGCUUAAAGACAUUAGGCUCGAAAUGGGUACGACCAACUCCAUUCGUACUUCCGUGUAUUAUGUGAUUCGCGUCACCUACCAACCCACGGGCACCGCAGCAACGAACUGGGACGUGAAGCGCACGUUUGACGAGUACAAGUGGUUUCAAAAGCGUCUACUGGGUCAUCUACAGCCCAAACAUAGCUGCAAAGCUGAAUGUCGAUGGCUCAACAGCACUAUCAAGAAACACUUUCCUAAGCCAACGCUUGGCUCGCGCUACCCUCCAGUGGUUGAACAGCGUCGCAAGGCACUGCUACAGAUUUUGACUACUGUUCAGGCGUCGGUUGUCAAUCACGGCAACCGUAACUGCAAGGUUAUGCUGGAAGCCGUAAGUCACGAGCUUUCUUCUUUCCUCGUGGGCGACGUCGACCAGAGUUUCGUUGGCGUGACGCCUCCCGUAACGCCGACGGCAAGUUCCGAGAUGGAAACGUCAGCUGAGUCGCGACUGUCGUUCGCGUCUUCUGUUUCGUCUGAAGAAGUCGAAGUAGACACCAUCAAUUAUGAUGCGGAUACGUUUACCGGCUGGAGUCUCCCUAUUGAGCACCUCAACCUCGAACCCACCAUAAACUUGCUCGUAUAA
Messenger RNA from Peronospora belbahrii, 870 nucleotides. The record is from the annotation of a GenBank genome assembly. Lineage: Eukaryota; Oomycota; Peronosporomycetes; Peronosporales; Peronosporaceae.